UUUGAUGAUCGAAGGAUGGGUCUUUGCCUCUUCUUCCUCCAUCUAACUAUUUUGCUGUCAGUCAGCGAGUUUCCUCCUCUGUGCUCCCCACAACUACUAGCGGAUGACAUCAUCGCCGUCAACUGCGGCUCCUCUGGCAACCCAACUGCUUUAGAUGGCCGCCAAUGGGCUGGCGACGUUGCUUCCAGAUACAUCAUUUUGCAAGGAUCCAGAGGCAGACGCAAUUUGGUAAGCUCCUCUCCCGUUGGAAAGCACCUAAUUCCUCCUCCUCCUCCUCCUCCUGUCCCCUACAUGACCGCCCAGAUUUCUCGGUCCACAUUCACCUACACUUUCCAUGUCACUCCGGGCCAAAAAUUCAUCCGCCUACAUUUCUACCCAACUGAAUACCCUGGCUUCGAGAGGUCCAAGGCCUUUUUUACCGUAAAAGCCGGUCCCUAUACCCUCCUCAGCAACUUCAGUGCUGCUCUUACCGCUGAUGUUUUGGCCUUACCAUCAUUUGCUAAAGAAUUUUGCGUACAUGUGGAAGAUAGUCAACCAUUAAUCCUAACAUUUUCUCCCUCUUCAGAGGAAGCCUAUGCUUUUGUCAAUGGGAUUGAGAUUGUCUCGAUCCCAACUGGAUUAUAUCAUUCCCGUGAGGGUGAUGAUCCAGGUGUACACGCUGUUGGCAAGAAAUUUAGAUAUCCUUUCUUCUUGGAUACAAGCUUUGCACUUGAGACAGUGCAUCGGUUAAAUGUUGGCGGAAGCUCCAUUUUACCCAUAGAGGAUACUAGCAUGUUCCGAGAGUGGUUUGAGGACUCCAAUUAUUUCUUAGAAUCAAGGGCCGUGCCCGUUACUACCACAAUUGGGAUCAACUACGCAGUUAUACCCACAUACUCUGCUCCUACGAGAGUUUACCAAACAUACCGGUCAAUGACUCGGGACAUGCAAGCGAAGGAGCAUAUCAGUUUUACGUGGAAGCUACCUGUAGAUCAAGGAUUCAGGUACCUGCUUAGAUUCCAUUUCUGUGAGCUUGAGUACGACAUUAAAGAUGUUGGCCAAAUGGAGUUCAGCAUAUUCAUUGAUAAUCAGAUUGCUGAGGCUAAUGCUGACCUUAUCAAAUGGGCUGGUGGAAAUGGAAUUGCAGUGUACAGAGACUACAUGGUGAUGAUGGAAGGAGAUCGGACAGUGGGCAAGCGUGAUAUGACAAUAACUCUAAGCCCUCACAAGAGCCACGACAACAUGGGGAACAUGGAACACAGUGCUGAUGCAAUUCUAAAGGGGCUGGAGGUGUUCAAGUUGAGCAACCCUGACAACAACCUUGCCGGGGUGAACAUGGUUCCCAUUGCACAUGCUUCGACAUCUCAUAAUUCAAAGCCUCAGAAGUUAGUGCUUGGUUAUGGCAUUUAUACCAUUGCUAAUAGUCUAAUAAUUUUACUCAUCACAUUGAAUGUUGUUGUUUAUCCAUUGGCCUAUUUGGGUCAAAAAUCUGGACAAGAAGACACCCUAUCAUCAUUACCUUCGGAAGGGCCAUAUCGCCGCUUCUCACUUGCUCAGCUCCAAUCAGCAACCAGAAACUUUGACGACGGAUUAGUCGUUGGAAGUGGUGGAUUUGGUUACGUUUAUAAGGGACUCAUUAAUGGAGGGACAACCACAGUUGCCAUUAAGCGGAUGAAACCAACGUCUAGGCAAGGCCCAAAUGAGUUUUGGAUGGAAAUUGAUACGAUAUCUAAAUUUCGACACAAGCAUCUUGUUAGCCUUCUGGGCUACUGUGACGAAUGGGAUGAGAAGAUCCUGGUGUAUGAGUAUAUGGAGCAGGGUACACUUGCUAAACAUCUCUACAAAAAGAAUACUGAAGAAAAUGGCAACGUUUGUCAUAUGCCGUGGGAGCAAAGGCUCAAGAUUUGCAUUGGUGCUGCCGGUGGGUUGGAUUACCUCCACACUGGUAUUCAGGGUGGUGUCAUUCAUAGAGACGUGAAGACCACUAACAUUUUACUGAACAAGGACAUGGUGGCUAAGGUUUCAGAUUUUGGAUUAUGUAAAAUGGGCACCACGAGCGAUUCUGUUUCCCAUGUUAGCACAAAUGUUAAAGGCACAUUUGGUUAUUUUGAUCCACAUUAUUUCUCCACCCGCAAACUAACCAAGAAAUCAGAUGUGUAUGCCUUUGGCGUGGUGCUCUUAGAAGUGCUUUGUGGGAGGCCAGCAGUGGAUUUAAGCCUCGAGGAGGAGCAACACAGUCUAUCCUCUUGGGCUCAAGGCUGCAUCAAAGAUGGAAAACUUGAUGAAAUUAUUGACCCCAUUUUGAGGGAUCAACUACCAAUACCAUCAAAAAGCCUUGAGGUGUUUGCAGAAGUUGCUAGGAAAUGUCUGCACACGCAUCCAAAUGGACGCCCUACAAUGGCUGAUGUGGUGGUUAGCCUUGAGCAUGCAUUAGCUGAAAUCUCCUCCCCUUCCACUCCAGUGCAAUAUAACGAGAAUAUACCCCUAAGCAAGACCCCUUCCACUUCAGUGCAAUAUAAUGAAAAUAUACCCCCAAGCAAGAAUGGGGCAGAGGGAAAGUCCACCAAGAUGUUCCAGAAGAUCAAUUUUCCCAGUUCAGCCAGAAUGAAGAUACCCUGGAUGCUCAGCUUGGCUCAUCGUUUAGAUAAAAAUUCCACUCCAGGGAAUGAACAGAUCAGCACAUCCAGAACUGCUGCCACUCAGCCAUGUAUCAAUGGGCAGGGCUUACGCACCUCCAAUUUAAGGAUCUUCAGUUUUUCAGAAUUGAAAAAGGCUACCAAAAAUUUCAGUUUGGAUAUGUUCUUGGGAUAUGGGAUUGAAGGAACAAGCGUCUACAAAGGUUGGCUUAAGGAGGGAGUGCCAUUAUUGAACAGUAGUAGGUCAGCCGUUGCCAUCAGGAGGUUGUCCUGUGAGUACAUUCAAGUUUGUCUCCAGCCUGAGAUCGAUAUCCUAGGAAAGAUUUCUCAUCCUAACAUAGUUAAGCUAUUGGGAUACUGUCGUAUGGAUAAAGAGCAACUACUUGUCUAUGAGUUCAUGGAGAAUGACUGUUUGGACAAACAACUUUUUGGAAGGGGGCCCGCUUUUCAGCUACUUCCAUGGGAGAUAAGGGUUAAGAUCUUAAUAGGAGCAGCAAAAGGGCUGGCAUUUUUGCACUCUUCACAAAACCAAAUAAUACAUAGAAAUUUCAAGAGCUCAACUAUAUUGCUUGAUAGUUCCUACAAUGCCAAGAUCUCGGCCUUUUGCUUAUCAAGAGUUGGUCCCUCAACUACUGAAACACACGUGUCAACAAGGAUUGUGGGGUACAAUAUCCAUCAUCUUGCCCCAGAGUAUAUUGCCACAGGGCGUAUCUCUCUGGCCACCGACGUGUAUGCAGUUGGUGUCGUAAUACUUGAGAUGCUAACAGGCUUACGGGAAUUUGAUCACUGCCGUCCCGAAGAAAAAAUGGAUCUGAUUGACUGGGUCAGACCAUAUUUAUUUGGCAGAAGAGAGUUGGAGAGCAUUGUGGACUCUCGCCUGGAAGGGAGGUAUCCUGCCGAAGAUGUAUCUCAAAUCCUUAAUCUUAGUCUAAAAUGUCUUGAACCUGAGCCCAAAAAAAGGCCAUCUAUGAUACAAGUAGCGGAGACACUGGAGAGCUUUGAAAAAAUCUGAAAGAACUAACACGAGGUGGUGUAUAUAUAUAUAUAUAUAUAUAUAUCAACUACUACUUACAGCCUAGCUAGCUAUGUGCACAAUUCUUUCGUAUCGACUAUUUAUGUUUGAAGGAAGAGAGCUGAAUGGUAACCAUUCAUGUAAGGAGGGUAAGCAGCAGCUGCCUGAUAUUAGAUUGCACCUUAUGAUUACUUCAUUGUUUAAACUGAUGACGAAGGGCAGGGCAGGGCAUUCAUAAAUUGUAUUUGCUGAUAGACUUCCCAUGAAUUCUCUUCCCCCAUGUUAGGCAUCAGUUAUAUACUUUCCUUUAUCCUUAACGUCAGCAAAUAAACAUAUUUUUUUUCUUCGGAUUGCACCUUCAUAAGGGAAUUUGUUGGCUUUUUAUUCCCAGACCAUGAUAACAAAUCAAGAGUGCUGUGCAGCUCUGAAUAGAACAUGCUCCAUGUGUAAUGAAUGAAGGCCUACAGAGCAUUGGGACAGUACGAUUUUGAAAGUAUAAAUGUGCAUAUUCUUGUCUAGCUAUGUGAAUAUUGCUGUUGUGCCGUG
This is a messenger RNA of Diospyros lotus (date-plum), 4170 nucleotides long. Its product is annotated as receptor-like protein kinase FERONIA. The transcript has 7 exons. The record is from RefSeq and is a predicted model, not a curated record. Gene Ontology annotation, biological process: protein phosphorylation. The coding region runs from base 16 to 3624 and encodes 1202 amino acids. Gene Ontology annotation, molecular function: protein kinase activity; ATP binding. NCBI's taxonomy places the organism in Eukaryota, Viridiplantae, Streptophyta, Magnoliopsida, Ericales, Ebenaceae.